AUGGGGAACUCGCACUCCGCCGAGGCACCAUGGAGGGGUCAACGAACGACUCAGAAGCUUUCAAAACCCAAGACGGGCAACCCUACCGCAGCUGGCCUGUUAAGCCCUCUUGGUCCCUCGAACUCGGCGCGUCCUUCUCCCGUAGCGAGACGUCUCUCACUUCCGCAUACUUCCUCCUCACCUACCAUUUCGCCAAUUCUUCCUGAGACGAAUCCCACCGCGACAGCGAACGUACCGGGCGACAAAAAGAGUUCGGGGCUUGGAAGCCGUCUAUCGAGGGGGCUCUUCCGUUCCAAUACCUCCAAGGAAUUUCGGAUCCGCCGUCAUACGAGCAGUAGUGUAGAAGUGCCAGUUCCUCAGCAAGAACUCUGGUCGAGCGGGGCGGAUUCGUUUAGAAAUGGGCCCGGGGACGGCUACAACCAUAGCCAGGCUCAUAUUCAAGGGAGUUUGUCGAUGAACGUAUCACGAUCCUCGUUUAGUAACUAUGAGCCUGGCACAUAUGAAGCGCAGAGAUUGCUGAAUCUUGUGGAAGUACCGUCUCAUGAAGACCAGUCGGUAGUUUCGGAGAAUCAAAUGCACAUUUCUGAGGCGGUGCAAGCAGAAUUUAGGGGCCGACGACCCUCCAUCCCUGAGGUAACGACUACAAUAACUCGAAAUGGUUCCGAGGUGUCUUUAUAUACUCCGAUGCGAAGACGGUCUUUGAUGACUCCGGGUGUUGCUACCCGCGAAGUACGAGCAGAUCCAGGCCCUUCAAAACCGAGAGUGAGACAUAGCCUUCCCUCUACUCCAUCACGCCGAGAGUCUAUGGAAUCGAUGGCCAUUGGAUCGAGCGGCUUUCUCUUACUAGAAAACCCGGAAUUAAUACCCCGUGCUCUUACACCCUGUGAGGCAGAGUAUAAGCAAACAGGUGCUUUCAGACUUGGCACUCUUCGAAUCACGAAUGGUAGCCCUGCUCGGAGCCCAGUCCGUGACCCUAAGAGCGAUAUCAAACGCGAUGGUCAUAGCGAAUUGUCAAAUAAUGAGCUGAAAGAGGAUUAUUUUGGAACGGAAAAAUCGCCUUCAAAUGGCAAUACCAAGAUGGACUUGAAUGCUAUUCAGGAAAAAACUGAACUCCUAACAACCGAACAAUUAGACAGCACAGUUGUCCCGUCUCUUCCCAGCAUAGCACAUUCUACAACCGCUACUCAGCCUCAAGUUUCUUCCCAGAUUGUAUCUGAACGUCAGAUGGGCCCGCCAUUGUCUAAUGACGAGACGUUGAAAAUUCCGCAGAUACAAGUGACUAGCAAGCAUACUGCCGCCGAAGAUAGGUUGUUUGACGACGACCAGAAUGAAUUUUCUUCGGUUGAGGUUCUAGACGUGCGAAUUGACCCGAAUGCAAAACCUGCACCCCCACGUCCGAAACCGAUGCCGGAAAGGAAGGAAAUCAAUAGAUCGGAUAGCGGCAUUGCGAGUCCAGGCUCGGAGUACUCGGCUGCACCUUUAUCGAAAGCGGACUCAGGCUAUAGCUCAAAUGUUUCCCUCCGCUCAUUUUCUACGAGACCGUCAGCUGCCGAGAAAGAUCGUAAUUCAGAUAUUGAGGUUGACGUACUGAAUAAUGGUACGAGGUCAACUGUACAUAUUAGGGAGCCUGAACUCAGAAGUCCAACCACUGCGGUGAAUAAUGCCGUUUCUCCGUCACCUCUUGACGGGAUAUCCCCUCCACCAGUCCCGGAAAAAGAUCCGCAUCUCAUGGCCCUUGCCAGUCCAAAAACACUAAACGAACGAUCCCCGUCUUCUCCACAAAGUCCUAGGUUCAUGAAUAACACCAAAUACAACCAACUGCCAGAGAGAACCCUAUCGCCAAGUAGCGCCCGUGGCCAGGUUAGUCGUAGUAUCGGAAGCCGACAAUUCGUUUCGAUGAACCCAAUCACCUCUAACUCUCCCCUCAGCAUUAGCACCGGUUUUCGAAAGCCUGGAAAACUCCAGAGAUUCCUGAGUGGAAAUCGAACUUCUCUAGUUGUUCACAAUACACACUCUAGCGAUUACGCAAGUGUACCUGUUGUCCCAGGAGAUUUGCAGGAGAAACUCCAAACACAUGCGGGGAUGAUGCCAAUUUCGUUUAGGAGAUUAGCUCUAAAAUCUGCUGCUAGCAAAGAGACUCUUGGGACCAUCCUUAGUGUUGGAAGCGCAGAGCUGCUUCAGGAUGACGAUGUAUCCCCAACUAAUCGAAGUCAAGGAACUUCAAUUCCGCUUGGGUCAACAAUUGCAAACCCUCGUCCAACCUCCGUCAAGAAGCCGAUUCCUCGAAAACCUGUGCCUAUGCGUGUCAGGGAUGUUAAUACGGUAGAGGUCUCUGCCAAAGCUUCAGACGUAAGCUCACAAGCUUUGUCGCCCCGUGGUAACGCGGGAGAAGCUUAUAGUUUACCUGGUAUUUCCGCGACAGGCAGAAGAUCGAGAUAUUCCGCACCUAUUCCUAGGCUCAAUAAAGCGAAUACCAUGACAAGUGGGAUAGAGGAAGACUUGGGAAUGUUGUAUGCUGAUAUGGGGCAUGAUAAUGGAUUUACACAAGGAAAAUCUUACUCAACGACGUCCCUUGCGCUUCCAUCAGCGCCCAACGUGAAAUUGGCAAAAAGUCCACCCCCAGUAAGCAUGAGAACUCGGAACAUGGGACCUCUAAGAGUUGCUCCGCCUGCAAGAUCCCAAUCUACCCCUCCCGAGAACAUGAUAAGGCUGGGGCGGUCUCAGUCUUCUCGUAGAGGAAGCCGGGAUGGGAGUUUUAAGGGACCUGGAUUUGACGGUGGUUUCGCGCCGAAUCACUCUUUAGGGCCCAGAUCUAGCCGUGAGAGUUUUCGCAAUCCACCCUCUGUGCAGGCUUAUCCACAUGCUGAUAAGCCUUCCACUGGGCAUAUGAGCCUUGGAGCAGAACCAACGCAGGCCCGAGCUCCAAAUUGGGACGUUCGGGUAGAUCAUGGCCCUUCGCUAUCUCGACAACCUUCAACUGAUUCUAGCCGUCGAAGUUCCUUGGUCAGUCAAUCAAGUCAAAGAACAUCAGCAAGCAUAGGACCAGGCUUCUUCCAGCACCAGCAUCACUCACAGCCCAAUCUUUCAGCACUUCAUCGUAGGUCGAGCUAUGACGAAUACAAUAUCGUGCCGCAAGAUAGCUGUAUUCGGGACAACGGUCCCUACCCAUCGAUUUCCCGCAAUGGACAAUCAUACGUGUCAGAUCCUUGGAGUGGACGUUCAAUGUCGAUGCCACAGCAAUGGGAUCAACAGUGGGACCAACCACAUCGAGAGCCUCAGUAUACACCUCGACCUCACUAUCGACGUCGAAGUGUGGAUCAGUACGGGAACCCCACCCCUUACCGAAUCCUUCACUCCUAUAAUUCCCCUGCAUAUCGCCAUGUUCCUAUUUGGAGAUGA
Messenger RNA from Hypoxylon trugodes, 3399 nucleotides. RefSeq lists its product as uncharacterized. The transcript is spliced from 2 exons. Lineage: Eukaryota; Fungi; Ascomycota; Sordariomycetes; Xylariales; Hypoxylaceae. The coding region runs from base 1 to 3399 and encodes 1132 amino acids. The record is from RefSeq and is a predicted model, not a curated record.